Messenger RNA from Colletotrichum tamarilloi, 1380 nucleotides. Its product is annotated as C6 zinc finger domain-containing protein. The record is from RefSeq and is a predicted model, not a curated record. Bases 1 to 1380 code for a protein of 459 amino acids. NCBI's taxonomy places the organism in Eukaryota, Fungi, Ascomycota, Sordariomycetes, Glomerellales, Glomerellaceae. The transcript has 5 exons.
AUGCACUGCGCCCCUGGUCAGGCACUGCUCGCCGUCGCCGUCUGCGACUCGGCACGUCCCGUCUGCGCAAAGUGCAAGACUAGCGGCGUCGUGUGUCCCGGUUACGAGGACAAGAAGCCGUUGGUAUGGCUUGCCCCUGGCAAGGUCAAGACCCGGACGUGGAAACGGAAGAGCCCGCCUGCCAACAAGACUAAAGACGACAUUUCAUCGAAAAGUGACAACAAAGAGCAGAGCGGGUCAGAACUUGCAAAGGCAGUCUACCCAUUCUUUGCAGCGAAUCAGUUGACCAACAGCCCCUGGCUUGUACCCGUGUCGUACAUCCAGUACAUGGGAGUUACCAUCCAACACACUCUCGUUGCCAUGGCCAUUAACCACCGCUUGCUGAGCUUGUCUUCGAGGAAAAACGACUUGCAUCACGCAGAAGUUCGGGCCCGAUUCCAUCAGCAUCGAUGUACGGCAAUUCAGGCCUUGAACGGAGAGAUCAGCCACCAAAAUGAGAAGAGGAGAAUCUCUGACUACACGAUGGCGGCGGUGAUUGUGUUCUUAUACGCAGAUCUUAUGGGAUCAGUGACAGCCUCCAACUGGCGGCAUCAUCUCAACGGCUUCAUGGCUAUCAUCGAGAUGCGAGGUGGUCUGAGAAGUGUUUGCGACGCCGCGCCAGGCUACAAGACUGUAAUCCUAUUCUGCAAGAUCAUCGAGAACUUGGCAAACUCAACAAGCCCUGCAUACGACCAAGUUUCACCGCUAGUCAAUUUCGAAAUGAGAGGUCUUACCCAAGAAAUCUACGAAACAGGAUACUACCCCUUCCUCCCUUGCCCUGUUCAACUAUUCAUCGAUAUCAUCUGCGUCAACCGCCUCCGAUACCUCGCAACGCAACCAGAGUCGUCAGACACACUGGACUCUCUCCAGACAGAAGCUGAAGACCUCCUCGAGCGCAUCAUAGACUUCUCCCCCGAAACUUGGUCCGCCGCCAAGACCGAAUCGCAAGAGCAAUUCUUGACAAUGGCGCAAGUGUAUCAGUCCGCCGUCGUGGUCUUCGCCAUCGCCUCCCUGCAGAGCGUCUGUGUGAUACCCGCAUCCGCGGGCUGGCGGGCCGUGAAGACAAUACACGGCAGCAAGCUCAUGGCCCUCCUCGAGAAGGCUGCCGGGUCUCAGGUUCUGAGGAGCUGCGUCAUGUGGCCGAUGAUUGUUGCUGGGUUCGAGGCUAAGACGGGGACCGCGGCGGUAAGGUCGUUCGUUGCUAAGCGUUUAGCCGAAGAGAGUGUACACCUUGGUGCGUAUUUGCCUCUAGCAACGAAGGAUAUUCUAGAGAAGUUUUGGUCGUCUGGGAAGAAAGACUGGGAUGAGUGUUUCGAUACCCCUUAUGCUCUAGUUACUUGA